Molecule: messenger RNA, 2031 nt
Organism: Oryzias latipes (Japanese medaka)
Lineage: Eukaryota; Metazoa; Chordata; Actinopteri; Beloniformes; Adrianichthyidae
Gene: sh2d5
Product: SH2 domain containing 5
Cellular component (GO): postsynaptic density
Source: RefSeq, a predicted model, not a curated record
CCUGGCUGCACACCUGAGCCGCAGGGCAGAAAGACAACAGGUAGGAGUGCGGAACUGGCGGCGCGUCAGGAGGACCCCCCCCGAAGAUCUCCAGGUGUUCUUGUUUUUGAUGAAGGUCUGUUGAAGGAGGAGUUCGGGUCCGGACCGCCUGAAGACCUCGUCGGCCUGGUUCUCCUCAGACAGCAGCUGCGUGGAGCGACGGGCGGGAAAAGGCGGGUCACGGAUCUCCUCGCGCGUCCUCUCCAAACGUUUCCGGUGGCAGGUCGUCCUGAAGACCUCCGGGAGGAGGAGACCUCCUGUUUGGCAGGAGCAGACAGCAUGGGCGAGGCCCCCCUGGCAGAAGACGGUGCGGUGACCCGCUCCGCAGAGUACGUGGGCUCGUUCCCCGUGGAGGACUGCGCCCUGGACGAGCAGAUGGAGCAGCUGGACCUGCAGCUCAGGUCCCUGAAGUCAUGCAGGAGGAGGAGGAGAACCGUGGCCCUGAGGUUCUCUGUCAAAGGUGUGAAGAUGUACAACGAGGACGAAACGACCCUCCUGAUGGCCCACGCUCUGCACCGAGUGUCCCUGUCCACCGCCCGGCCCGCCGACGCCCAGUUUGCCUUCGUCUCCCAUAACCCGGGCAGCACCGACGCCCAGCUCUACUGCCACGUUUUCAGAGCAAGGCAUGCCCGAGCAGCUCAGUUCCUGAACCUGCUGCUGUGCCGCUGUUUCCAGCUGUCUUACCUGGAGAAGCACCCAGAGGAGGCCCAGGAGGAGUCCGGUGGGUCGGCGCCGCAGCACAACCCGUCCCUGCUCAACCACGGCUUCCCUCUGAGCGUCAGCGCGCUGGUUUCCUUCAGAAGAGCCCCUUUUCAGGGCUUCUUCCUGGGGUCAAAGAAAACAAAGAAAGCCGCUGACGGCUCGCACAGCUGCAAAGACGACGUCUUCAGCACUUCUUCUCCGUCUCUGAUGAGGAAGAACGUCAUCCGCAGCAAAAACCUGCAGUCCGGCGCUUACCGCUCCUUCACCUUCACGCCGCUCAAACAGCGCGGCUUUCAAGAGCACCUGAGUCUGUCACAAGGAAAGGAUCAAAACAAGAAAGUGGCGAGGAGAGCCCGCGCCCCGAGCUUAGCAGAAACGGAAGAAGCGCUGGCUCAGGCCGUGUGGUGCUGGGCCGGAAUCGCGACUGACAGCAGCUACUCCCUCCUCGCCGAUGACGUUCUGGGAUCCUACCUUCUGUGCUCGCAUCCCAAAAAGCCCAAAUCCAAGUGUCUGUUCGUUCGCUUUCCCACCGGAAUGUCCACCAUCCUCAUCCAGAACUCCCAGAAAGGGAAGUUCUCCCUGGAGAAAUGUAAGUUGAAGUUCCCGUCCGUGGCCGAGCUGAUUGAAUACUACACGGACUCGCAGGACGAGCUGCCGUGUCCGCUGAGCUCUGCCAGGGUGAACCACUGCUACGAGUGGGAGGAGGCCGCCGGCACACAGCGCGCCGCCAGGCUGAGUCCCAGAAAAAGCACCCAAAGACGGGAGUGGAUCUGACCCGUCCUGACGCCCCCGGAGGCUCACACAGGGACACUCUCUCAUGUCACACGUCUGUCACAUUUGACCUUUAAAACACGAGCUGGGAGGAAGCCCCAGAGUCCGAGUGUCGGUUCUCAUCCCGUCUUUACGGUGCGUUCAGGUACCUUUUCGUGUCGGCUCUUCCUGCUUGCUGCUGUGACGUAUUUUUAUAUGUGCCUCUAUGGUAUCAGACAUGUUUUUAAAUUAAUACUCCAUAACUCUAGACAGCGGAAAGUUUUGAUCAAACCUGGUUAUCGACCUCAUUUUUAACGACCGUGUUUGCUUGGUAAACAGUAAUGUGGUGACGACAGUUCUCGUCUGUUUUUCUUAUGUUUGUAAUGUGCAAUUAUAUUUUUUAACAAUGUGAAAUAUUUUUUAUGGCUCUGAGAAUUUUUGUGCAUCAAAGCACUAAUAAAGCCUUUUACUGUUAAAUCUGUAAAAUUACCCACCUUGUGCACACCUUCAAAAUAAAAGGUCAUGCUGCUUUUGACGAUC